Astrephomene gubernaculifera is the source of this 385-nucleotide messenger RNA. Lineage: Eukaryota; Viridiplantae; Chlorophyta; Chlorophyceae; Chlamydomonadales; Astrephomenaceae. The record is from the annotation of a GenBank genome assembly.
CAUGCGAAGAAGGCCUGGCAGGAAGGCCAAGUGCUCCUCAUCACCAACGCCGCCAUGCGCAUCUACCGCACAAAUGGAACCAUCCAGUACUCCCUUACCUCCCGCGCCCUCACCAGCAUCGUGGAGGCCAAGGAACCCCUGGCGUCCGAGUCCGCCAUCGGCAGCACCAGGUUUGCGUUCACGUGUGCCGGCCCGCAAGACAACAACUGCCCUGCUCACACCCUGACGGAGGCCAUCACCGCGGCGCUGCACCACCCACUCCGUCGUGUACAUGUUAGCGACUUGCGGGUGCAGCUUAAGGCCCUGCGCAAUGUGAACCACCCGUUUGCCUACCUGUGCACUGAGCCAAUCCCCCCAAGCAGCGCCCCUUGUGGCAAGUACCUCG